AUGGACGCAAAAGGGACGUGUACUAAAAUGAAGGACGGUGUUCGUAAUAAUAUAAAACUACCUCCACCGUUACACCCGAGUGACCAGUGGGUUGCGAUCGGAACCGGGAAUUAUUAUAAAGGAGAAUGGAAUCAUUGGACGAUGUCCGGUUACGGAGUUUACGUUAUACCUAAUGGCACUGUCUAUAAGGGCAAUUUAGACGACGGAUUGUUUCACGGAAGAGGCACAAUGUAUUACCCAUCAGGAUCCCGGAUUGAAGGAGUUUGGAGAAAAGGCAAAUGCGUCGAACGGAAUUACAUAUUCAGCGAUGGUCUCAGGUUUCAACCGAAUGAUUGGCAGUACUGCAAGAUGCCCGACAGAAGAUAUGCCAUCGAAUACGUUAAUGGCUUAGAACCGGCUGCUAAAAGUCGAAUUACCAAUCUUCAGCCAACGGUCGACGUGCCGGACGGUCUGUACGACGCCGGUGAUGGGUUUUAUGAUCCACUGACUAACACUGUACGCGAUUAUUGGUCAAAUAAACUGAUAAGGAUUCCCACUGAUGAAGGUGGCCAAUGGAUUGUUGAAAAUUGUCGUCGUGGUGGAGUUGUUGGAGUUGUAGGUUUUCGACCAGAUCUAUAUGAAAAUUGGUAUAAAAAGACAGAAAACGUACGUAACACCAGUUAUACAUUCCAAAAAGACAAAGACGCUAUUUCCAAACCAAUAAUUUACAAUGAUGAAUCAACUACAAUGGCUGACGUAAAAUCACCUACUUCAAUCAUGGUCGAUUUAACAAAUUUUCGGUCGAGACGAGGACCACCUUCAAUGGAUCGCUUGUCAUCGUUGACGUCGGUUGACGAUCGACUAAAUUAUUGCCAAAAAAUCGUGUUGAAACCACGUAGUGUGACGAACAACCAUUCACCUGCUUCCUUACACCAAAUCAGAUGAUCUUGGAAAUUGACAGCUAAUAUAAUGAUAAUUAUGAAAAUCGGCGUUUUCAUA
This is a messenger RNA of Sipha flava (yellow sugarcane aphid), 978 nucleotides long. RefSeq names its product MORN repeat-containing protein 5-like. Bases 1 to 924 code for a protein of 307 amino acids. Lineage: Eukaryota; Metazoa; Arthropoda; Insecta; Hemiptera; Aphididae. The transcript is spliced from 5 exons. The record is from RefSeq and is a predicted model, not a curated record.